AUGCCCGAAGAGCCGGCAAUCGACCGCGAGAAGCACUGCCCCUUUCUGCUGCGCGUGUUCUUCAGCAAAGGGGCACACAACAGGGCCGAAGCCUUUGAAGCACUGGACGAUACGCCAAUCGCCAAUGAGCUGCACAUUUACACGUGGCCCGACGCCACACUUCGCGAGAUGGCAGACCUCGUGCAGGACUCGUACGUCGAUGCGCAGAAGCCCAACAUGCGUCUGAGCAUUUGCGUCGUGUCCGAGACGCGGGACGGCAGACUGCUCAUGCGCAAAGUCGGCUACGUGAACAGCAGUCGACGUCGAUGUGCGGACGACAACAAGUCGCUCGCUAGUGUUCGGUUCCGUCCAGGCGACUUGCUGGACAUUGCACUCGUCGAGUAG
Messenger RNA from Hyaloperonospora brassicae, 384 nucleotides. The record is from the annotation of a GenBank genome assembly. NCBI's taxonomy places the organism in Eukaryota, Oomycota, Peronosporomycetes, Peronosporales, Peronosporaceae.